Molecule: messenger RNA, 1586 nt
Organism: Vombatus ursinus (common wombat)
Lineage: Eukaryota; Metazoa; Chordata; Mammalia; Diprotodontia; Vombatidae
Gene: CH25H
Product: cholesterol 25-hydroxylase
Exons: 1
Coding region: 73-936 (287 amino acids)
Biological process (GO): cholesterol metabolic process; sterol biosynthetic process
Molecular function (GO): iron ion binding; steroid hydroxylase activity; C-4 methylsterol oxidase activity
Source: RefSeq, a predicted model, not a curated record
GCAGCUCAGCUCAGCUCAGCUCAGUCUAGCCCAGCCCAGCCCAGCCUGGACCAGCUGUUUCCUUCCCCACUGAUGGCCAGUCUCAGCAUGACCAACAGCAGCUCAGAGCUGCCAGGCUUCCGGGCCCUGGAUGCCUCUACUGUGCGUCUUCUGCAGCCUCUCUGGGACAUGAUCAAGGCCAGAGAGGGGCUGCUGCAGUCCCCCUUCUUCCCAGUCCUCUUCUCUGGUACCACCUACGUGGCCUUCUGCCUACCUUUCAUCGUCCUGGACUUUGUGAGCUACAGGGUCCCAGCCCUGAGGAAGUACAAGAUCCAUCCUCAUUUCUACCCAUCUGCAGGGCAGGUUCUGCUGUGCUUACUGCACACGGUCUAUCAGCACGUGGUCUUCAUCUUCCCUGUGACCGUCCUCCGCUGGCACUGGGGCCCCCAGACCUGGCCAGCAGCGGCCCCGGGUCUCUGGGAGCUCCUCUACCAUGUGACUGUGUGUCUCCUGCUCUUCGAUGCUGAGUACUUUGUGUGGCAUGUGCUGCAUCACAAGGUCCCCUGGCUGUAUCAGACCUUUCACAAGGUCCACCACAAGAACACAUCCCCCUUCGCCUUGGCCACGCAGUACCUGAGCGUCUGGGAGCUCUCCUCCCUGGGCUUCUUCGACUGUCUGAACCCCACGCUGCUCGGCUGCCACCCACUGACCACCAUGACCUUCAACAUAGUCAACAUCUGGCUGUCUGUGGAAGACCACUGUGGCUAUGACUUUCCCUGGUCCACGCACCGGCUAGUGCCUUACGGCUGGUAUGGCGGAGUGUCCCACCACGACCUGCACCACAGGAAGAUAAACUGCAACUAUGCCCCAUAUUUCACCCACUGGGAUAAGCUAUUGGGGACUCUGAGCUUGGGCUACUCUGCAGGAAAUCCCCCAACCCCUGCCCCUUGGAACUGAGCCCUCCUUGGGGGUACAAGGUGAAAAAAAGAGGAAUUUAUUUUAAGUGAAAGAUUAUUGUCUAGUUAGAAUCUAUGAGAGAUGGGAUUUCAUGUAUUUUUACAGUCUGAGCAUAUUUAUUUUGUACAAGAAGAAUGCAAAGUUAUAUAUAUAUAUAUAAUAUGCAUAUGUAUAAAAUACAUAGAAAUCUAUAUGUAAAUAUCAGUGUCUAAAUAAGCCGAGAAAACGGUGUAGACUUGACCUUGAAUGUCAGCCCUCUGAGGAUCGGGAUUCAGUACCUGGCACUCUGUUGCUGUGACAGCCUGGGGAUGCUGUCUCUUCUUGGGCAUUGCUCCACCGGGUCUGACACCCUGAGACUAGCUGGACGAAUGAAAUUGCUUGUGAGAAAGCAUUUCCCCUGUGCUGAAACGUGUCCCUGAGCCAGGAUAGCACGCCGCCCCCACCCACCCCAAUGAGUUUUGUAGAUCGUCUGUCUGACUCGUCUAUUUAUAAUCUAUGGAGCUGAUUCCUGCUGGACAGUGAAAAAGCCAAGAGGAUUUUUCUAUUUUUCCUUUCUUUGUACUGUGACCUGUAUUUAUACUGCACUAACCAAUGUGAUGUUUGUGUUUCUGAUUUUUUUUUUCAAAAAACAAAAACAAAACAGACAAAAC